AUGUUUCGUUCAUUGUAUCAGAAGUACCCGCUGCAUGAGCUGCAGUGUCCUCGUGGUCUCCGGGAGACGGACUUCCUGCUCCUGCUCAGGUCCACCUUCCCUCAGCUGGCGGCCGACUUUGAGUUCUUCACGACCGACAGGAGCAGGAAGCUGCACCCGCUGAAGGUCAAGAAGCUGACGCCGGAGGAGAUCCGGAGCAGCAUCAGGUCCAACGGAACCUCCGCCCUCUACAUCCGACUGAAGGAGCAGCGGACUGUCUCGGUUAGGAACUCACGACAGGUGAUUCAGAAGCACGAGGAGCCCCAGGUCUCUACUGAAGAGUUUCUUCCUCCACAGGGUGGAGCUGCUGCUGCUGCUUCUCCGUCCGGUCGCUCAGGAGUUCAGUCUCACAGGCGCAGGACUCUGAUCAAGGGAACACGGAACCGCGUCACUCUCAAGCUCCGCAUCCUGGAGGACCCAGACACCAGAACGCUCUCAAAUGAUGUGUAUCGGAUGAGCCCGCUGCACCAGCUGCAGUGUCCUCUGGGUCUCAAGGAGUCCAACUUCCUGCGCCUGCUCAGGUCCACGUUCCCUCAGCUGGCUGGAGAUCAACCGUUUGACGUCUUCACGUAUGAUAGAUACAGGAAACUUCAUCCUCUGAGGAUCAAGGUUCUGACGCCAGAGGCGAUCAGGAGGAGCAUCACGUCCUGUGGCCGUGCUUUCCUCUGCAUCCGACUGAGGAGCCGAGAGGAGCAUCUUCCAUCCCCUGCUGAUCCAACCAACCUGAACACCAGCGUCCAGUCUGACAGGAAGAAGGUGGGCAGACCUAGUCGCAGCUUACACGAGCCUUUGGAUUUCAAGAUCCGCAUCCUGGAGGACAGGCAGCUCAGCAGGUUCACGAAGAACGUGUCUUGGAAGUUCCCGCUGCAGCAGCUGCAGUGUCCUCGGGGUCUCAAGAGGAGGGGCUUCCUGCACCUGCUCAGGUCCACCUUCCCUCAGCUGGCUGGAGAUAAACCUUUUGACUUUGUGAAGUCCGACAGAGGAAAGAAUCUUCUUCCCCUGAGGGUCAAGACGCUGACGCCAGAAGAGCUCCACAGGAGAAUCUGCUACCAUGGACGUUCACCCCUCUACGUUCGGCUGAAGAAACCAAACCAGCACAUGAGACAAACCAGACUGAGCAGUUGCAACAAUCAAUCCAGCAGCUCAACGUUACAGGGACGAGAAGACGAGAAGAUUGAAACAAAGGAAAACGGUAACAAGUCGCUGGAUCUGUGGUCUUUGCUUGUUUCUGGCAGCAAGAGGAAAGAAGACAAGACGAUGAAGGAAGACAAAGAUUGGAAACCAGUCACAAGUCAAAAGAAUCGGAGGAAAAGAGAGUCAGAGAAGACACAGCGGCUGGAAUUCAACCGUCCAGGCACCAGAAGGAAGAGGAGGCGAAUCCUGUCGUCUCCACCGACCGCGUCUUCACGGGCUUCAUCUUCACAGGCUUCAUCUUCACGGGCUUCUCCUUCACGGGCUUCAUCUUCACGGCUUCAUCUUCACGAGCUUCAUCUUCACGAGCUUCAUCUUCACGGGCUUCUCCUUCACGGGCUUCUCCUUCACGGCUUCAUCUUCACGAGCUUCAUCUUCACGAGCUUCAUCUUCACGGGCUUCUCCUUCACGGGCUUCUCCUUCACGGGUUUCAUCUUCACGGGCUUCAUCUUCACGGGCUUCAUCUUCACGGGCUUCAUCUUCACGGGCUUCAUCUUCACGGGCUUCAUCUUCACGGGCUUCAUCUUCACGGGCUUCUCCUUCACGGAAUUCUCCUUCACGGGCUUCAUCUUCACGGGCUUCGUCUUCAAGGGCAUCGUCAUCACGGGCGGUUACUGCCGCAGGUGA
Messenger RNA from Limanda limanda (common dab), 1857 nucleotides. RefSeq lists its product as uncharacterized. The record is from RefSeq and is a predicted model, not a curated record. Lineage: Eukaryota; Metazoa; Chordata; Actinopteri; Pleuronectiformes; Pleuronectidae. The transcript has 12 exons. Bases 1 to 1857 code for a protein of 618 amino acids.